AUGGCUUCAGGUGGACAAACAUUCCCACCCCAGAAACAAGAAACUCAGCCUGGCAAGGAACAUGCCAUGGACCCUACUCCUCACUAUUCUAGCCAGGAUUACAAGCCUGCUAAUAAGCUUCGAGGCAAAAUAGCGCUGGUGACCGGAGGCGAUUCCGGGAUUGGACGAGCAGUGUGCCAUUGCUUUGCACUGGAGGGUGCAACUGUGGCCUUCACUUACGUCAAGUCUCAAGAAGAAAAAGAUGCGCAAGACACACUUAAAUUGCUAAUGCAAGCCAAGGCAGCAGAUGCAAAGGACCCAAUGGCGGUGCCAACGGACUUGGGAUUCGAUGACAAUUGCAAGAGAGUGGUUGAUGAGGUUGUGAAUUCCUAUGGCCGUAUUGAUAUUCUGGUGAACAAUGCUGCAGAGCAGUACGAAGCUAGUUCGGUUGAGGAGAUAAAUGAGGAAAGGCUUGAGAGAGUUUUUAGAACUAACAUCUUCUCUUACUUCUUUGUCACUAGGCAUGCUUUGAAACAUAUGAAGGAAGGUAGCAGCAUAAUAAACACAACAUCAGUGAAUGCAUACAAGGGGAAUGCAAAACUUCUUGAUUACACAGCCACAAAGGGUGCAAUUGUUUCGUUUACUAGAGGACUUGCCCUUCAGCUUGUGGAGAGGGGCAUACGCGUUAAUGGUGUUGCCCCUGGCCCAGUUUGGACACCACUGAUUCCAGCUUCGUUUUCUGAAGAGGAAUGUGCAAAUUUUGGUAAACAAGUGCCAAUGAAGAGGGCUGCUCAGCCUAUAGAGGUGGCCCCGUCGUAUGUUUUCCUGGCUUCUUGCCCGGAAUCCUCCUAUAUAACUGGCCAAGUUAUCCACCCUAAUGGUAUGCUGAGCCUUUACAUAGCCAAGUUGCUAAAAUUAAAACUAAUAUGUUAUCCUUAGAUUGAGCAUAUGAUCUGAAUGUUGUAUAUUGCUGGUUUGCAGGUGGGACGAUAGUCAAUGCUUAA
This is a messenger RNA of Solanum verrucosum, 983 nucleotides long. Its product is annotated as NADPH-dependent aldehyde reductase 1, chloroplastic-like. The transcript has 3 exons. Bases 1 to 918 code for a protein of 305 amino acids. The record is from RefSeq and is a predicted model, not a curated record. Gene Ontology annotation, molecular function: oxidoreductase activity. NCBI's taxonomy places the organism in Eukaryota, Viridiplantae, Streptophyta, Magnoliopsida, Solanales, Solanaceae.